Molecule: messenger RNA, 1119 nt
Organism: Brettanomyces bruxellensis
Lineage: Eukaryota; Fungi; Ascomycota; Pichiomycetes; Pichiales; Pichiaceae
Exons: 1
Coding region: 1-1119 (372 amino acids)
Cellular component (GO): RAVE complex
Source: RefSeq, a predicted model, not a curated record
AUGACCACACAAGUUUUUUCGGAUAAAAAGCUCACCGAUGAGCAGAUAGAAAAGGCUGCCAAUAUGAACAAGAAGCGUGAAUUGGCUUGGCUUAUAAAAGAGAUUGUUCGUCCUCGAUUACCGCAGAUAAAAGAAGGGCUCAAUUCAUGCUUACGACAAGUCUCUGAGGACAACGAGUCUAUCUUCAAGUUACCGUUAACAUCGCAUAAGUCUGAAAUGUUGAAAGGCACUAUAAGUCGGCAAAAUUACAAGAUAGUUGGUCUAAACAUUUCAAUUCGCGCCAAAAGUUUCAAUGGUGGUACUCCCUACGAUUUAAAGCUAAAAACGACCAAGAAGCCCAUAUUAAUCCGGCAAUUAUUAGAUUGUCAUGAUCGUAUAUACAAUGCAGUGAGUGCAAUAGACAAAGCUCUUGAAGCACCCGAAGUUGCGCCGCUUGUUUUCCUUUCAUAUAUCGAAAGACUUUCACAGCAUAUUUGUGCUGCCAGAUUAGCACUAGACAAGCCUAAUCCGGCAUAUAUAUUUCCUGAAUAUAGAACGCCAAGCGCGAAGUUCGAGCCUGAAAUGCCUCAGCAAAUGAGUUUGGACUUUUUUGUGAAUAAUAGUGAACUUACGGCUGAUUUUCAAAGUCUCAAACAUGUCACAAAAAAGCCUUGGUGUACAAUGUUAAGCCGGAGGGAUAGACUUUCGUUUGCUGACCAUGUUAGGGCCCAAAUCUCGAAGGACAGAUCCAAAUCCGUGCACCAGAUCAUUGCCGAUGAGUAUCAACGUCUUCUCGACUGGAAAAAAAGACGAUCUGGAAUAGAAAAGACAAGUCACUUGAACGAAGCAAAAAGCCCCGGACAAAAUACAAAUUCCGGCACGUCAUUUGGUUCGACAUUAAAAUCAAUGUUUGUUUCAACUGGCGAUAUCUCUCUUUCAACCUUGCUAAAAAGUGCAAGCAAGUAUUUAGAGCAAAGUAUUACUUAUGUGGAUAAUCGAAACGAUCCAUACGUGGUGCAUAUUCUCGAAAAGUGCGAGAUGGUCACAUCUGACCCAAUAUUGCUCUCUUUGAGCAUUAAACUUGAUAGUCUUGAGAAGGUCGUCCGAAGAAUUCAUGAAAAUCUUAAGAAUUGUUCGUAA